GGAAGAAGAGGGUGAAGAUGAAGAAGAGGAAGAAGAGGAAGUUGGUGAUUUGUUGAAUUCUGUAGUAGAAGAAGCUACCUGGGAUACUCCUCAUCUUGGAAUGAGUCCUAACUCCUGCCACGGUAGUGAGGGAACUCCCUCAACACCAGGAGUGCUGGAACAACACCACCAGGAGAAACAGAAGAAACAGGGGAGCAAACGGAAGAAGGGUCCAGAACAAAAGCAGCCGAAGAAAGAAGAGAAACCAAAGAAGGAAAAGAAACCGAAGCAGAAGAAAGCUAAGGUGACCCAUCGCUGCUUUAAAUGUGGAGAGGGAUUCUCCCGUAUCUACGACAUGCUCUUACACCAGACCAUUCAUAUAGAUGGAACGGCCAUGUUGAAAACCAAGAAGGUUCACCGCUGCUUAACGUGUGGAUACGAAGCAUCCGAUGCACAUAAACUCAUGAUGCACGAGCGGACACACACAGGAGAGAAGCCUUUCCACUGCUCUUUGUGUGGGAAGAGAUUCGCUCAGAAAGGAAAUCUGAAAAUACACCAGAGUGUGCACAAAGGAGAAGUCAGGAAUCCCAGUUUCUGGCCUGACAUCGUGGAGAGGCUUCCUACAAUAGGAGUCCCUGACCAAUACCAUGACAACCACACAGCUAAGCCAACAGGAGUCCCUGACCAAUACCAUGACAACCACACAGUUAAGCCAAUAGGAGUCCCUGACCAAUACUAUGACAACCACACAGUUAAGCCAACAGGAUUCCCUGACCAAUACUAUGACAACCACACAGCUAAGCCAACAGGAGUCCCUGACCAAUACCAUGACAACCACACAGUUAAGCCAACAGGAGUCCCGGACCAAUACCAUGACAACCACACAGUUAAGCCAAUAGGAGUCCCGGACCAAUACCAUGACAACCACACAGCUAAGGAGAACCACCACUGCCUAGAGUGUGGCGAGGAAUGCCAAACUCCAUCAGCUCUACAGAUACACAUGAGAACUCACACUGGAGAGAACCAGUCUAACCCGCAGUGCCCUCUCUGCGGGGCAGAGUUCUCUCAGAAAGGCCUUCUGGAUGAUCACCUGGUGAUCGCCCACUCCCAUGAGAAACCAGAGAAGCCUUACCCCUGUCCAGACUGUGGGAAGAGAUUCUCCAGCAAGAGUUACAUCAAGAUCCACCAGAAGAUCCACAGUGGGAAGAUCUCUUACCACUGCGCCCAGUGUGAUAAGAGUUUCAUGUCAGCGGAGGGGCUCAAGAAGCACGAGAGCGCUCACCGAGGAGAGAGGCCGUACCGAUGCCCUGCGUGUGGCAAGUGUUUCAAACAACAAUCCCAGCUGACCUGUCACUUCAAGAUCCACACUGGAGAGAGGAGCCAUCUCUGCUUCCUGUGUGGGAAGAGUUUCGCCAGAGAGUUUGACCUCCGGGUGCAUCUCAGAGUCCACUCCGGAGAGAAGCCCUACCAGUGCCAUGAGUGUGGCAAGAGCUACAGGUACAGAGCAGGCAUCCGGUCACACAUGCAGCAGAUGCAUCCUGGGAAGCCCAUAGUGGAACCAACCCCAGCCAUCCCCACAGGCCCUCGCUACAGUGGAAGAAGUGGUCUUCCAACAUCCCUUAUCAGAAAGGAUCCUGGUGACCAAUCCAGCCCCAAAGCUAGAGAGUCCCAGGGUCCUGAUCCAAGCCAUGGCAGCAAGGCGUCCACUCAGACACCUCGGUUAAAGGCCAGCGCUGAAGAAGAGGAGGAGGAGGAAGAAGAAGAAGAAGAAGAAGAAGAAGAGGUGAACGUUGAUGGUUCGGGUAAUUCUGAAGACGACGACGCCAGUUGGAAUCCUACUCCUCGUCUUGCCAAGACUGGUGCCGGCGCUCCCUCUACAGCAGGGGCACCUAGAAAACACCGGAAGAAACAACGGGCCAAACAGAGAACCAGAGUCAAAGGAGAAGGCCAACGGAAGCGGCCCAAAACCAAGAGGUUUAACAACCGCCGCUGCUUUAAAUGUGGAGAGGGAUUCCCCCGGGAAUAUGAGCUGUUGCUACACCUGCAGACACAUCUAGAUUACAACUGCUACGUGUGUGGAGCGCCGUUCAACAACAAAGAACUGCUGCAGAGACAUCAGACAGAGCACACCGAGGAGAGUCUGGGUGUGUUCUCUGGUGAGGCAGGAGGUCCGGCUACAGGACAGCGCCGGGGGCGAGGGAAGAGGAUUCACCGAUGUCCGACCUGUGGGAAAGAACUGUCCGACGCGUCCAAACUGAAGUUACACAUGAGAAUACACACCGGAGAGAAGCCUUACUGUUGCUCCCUGUGCGAGAAGGGUUUCACUCAGCCAGGGAACCUGAAAACACACAUGAAAACACACAGAGAUGGGAACCCCAGUUUGUUGUCUGCUGGUGGGUUAGCACCCUCUACAUCAAGAGGUCCUGAACACAUCGUCACCGCAGCUCAGGAGAACUUCAACUGUCCAGAUCUGUCAUCACUACAGAAACACGUGACAUCUCAGGACACCUCUUUCUUCUGUUCUCUGUGUGGGGAGGAGUUCUCUGAGAAGACUCAGUUAGAAGAACACCAGUUGGCUCACAAUAACAAGAAGCCUUUCCCCUGCCCUGACUGUGGGAAGAGGUUCCGCAGUAACUACUACGUUAAGAUCCACAUGCGAAUGCACACCGGGGAGAGGCCUUACCAAUGCUCUGAGUGUGGGAAGGGCUUCAUCACAGAAGAAGGGCUAAAGAAGCAUGAGAGCGCGCACCGGGGAGAGAGACCCCACCUCUGCCCCGAGUGCGGAAAGAGAUUCAAGCAACAAUCCCAACUGACAUGCCACUUCCGUAUGCACACCGGACAGAAGAGCCACCUCUGCGCCGUCUGUGGGAAGAGUUACUUCAGGGAAUUUGACCUCAAGGUUCACCUCAGAGUCCACACGGGAGAGAAGCCCCAUCAGUGUGAGGAGUGUGGGAAGAGCUUCUACUAUCUACAGGGGCUCCGGCAGCACCAGAGGACCCACGCUCCCAAGCCCAUCGGACCGACCCGCCAGCUAGGCAGACCUAAGCAGUCAUCCAGCACGGACAGCUUGGACAGACCAAACCAAUCACCCAGGACGGGAAGGCCCAGGCCAGAUCCUAGAGUGGAGAGACCCAUGCCUCUACCCAGAGUGGAGAGACCCAUGCCUCUAGCCAGAGUAGAGAGACCCAUGCCUCUAGCCCUACCUAGAGUUGAGAGUGAUCUGGAGAGGCCUCACUGGCAUUACUGGCACCUUUAAAAUGGCAAUCUGCCAUUUUUGUUGUUGUUUGAACUGCAGAUUGCACCUUUAAC
Molecule: messenger RNA, 3288 nt
Organism: Coregonus clupeaformis (lake whitefish)
Lineage: Eukaryota; Metazoa; Chordata; Actinopteri; Salmoniformes; Salmonidae
Product: zinc finger protein 420
Exons: 7
Coding region: 101-3235 (1044 amino acids)
Biological process (GO): regulation of transcription by RNA polymerase II
Molecular function (GO): RNA polymerase II cis-regulatory region sequence-specific DNA binding; DNA-binding transcription factor activity
Source: RefSeq, a predicted model, not a curated record